Messenger RNA from Mytilinidion resinicola, 1320 nucleotides. RefSeq names its product ClpP/crotonase. Gene Ontology annotation, biological process: fatty acid beta-oxidation. The transcript is spliced from 2 exons. Gene Ontology annotation, cellular component: peroxisomal matrix. The coding region runs from base 400 to 1212 and encodes 270 amino acids. NCBI's taxonomy places the organism in Eukaryota, Fungi, Ascomycota, Dothideomycetes, Mytilinidiales, Mytilinidiaceae. The record is from RefSeq and is a predicted model, not a curated record.
CAUUCACAUGCUUCUUUCUCUCUCCCAUACUGCAGCAAUACCAGGAGACCCCCUAUGUCUGACUAUGUUGAAGCUUGAAUACCUGGCUCUGGACACGAGCAUCUAUUACCAGUAUCACUCCUUUGUAUGUAUCAAUUAGAAUAGACGCUGGACUUAUGAUUUCUGCUUUAGGAUUCCAGAAGUCAAGCCUCGGUACAAUAUCCAAUAUCUCAUCGGCUUUCUCACUCACUUGUCAACCGACCCCAAAGCUUACUUACCAUCCCCUCCGCCAUGUAGUUUAGAGUCUCAAUAAUUCAUCAUUUCUGAACGUCUUCCGUAACCUCCUUCGUACCUGAAUAUACACUAUCCGCUUCCCAACGAGCAUCACGUCCUUCCUGACGCAGCAAUAACCUCUGCAGCAUGACCGAGUACGUAGCCAUUACCUACCGUGGCAAUGUUGCUAUCAUAACCUUGAACGACCCGAAGAAGCUAAAUGCUUUGAACGCAGACGGAUACCACCAACUAGCCCAGGCUAUGACGACAGUUGCUGCCCACGACGACAUCGCAAUCACAGUUCUGACCGGCAGUGGACGAUACUUCUCAGCCGGCGCCGACGUAUCAAUUGGCGGCUCACAGCCCAGCAAUGAAGACACCACGCGCUUCUGGCUGAGGUCGUUUGUCUCCCAGAACAUCUACAUCACGCACGCCUUUUACACCCACCCCAAGAUCCUCGUCACUGCCCUGAAUGGCCCUGCCGUCGGUCUCUCCGCCGCCCUAAUCGCCUUCUCCGACUUCAUCUACGCCGCGCCGCAUGUCUUCUUACUCACACCAUUCUCUUCUCUUGGCCUAGUAACGGAGGGCAACGCGAGCCGCGGCUUCGUACAGCGGCUGGGUAUAAGCAAGGCAAAUGAGGCCCUAAUAAUGAGCAAACGGAUUAGCUGUGAAGAGCUCGUGCAAGCUGGCUUCGUAAACAAGGUGUUUGACGUCGGAUCGAAGGAUAAUUCGGAAAAGUUCUUAGGCGAGGUCUUGAAGGAGGUGGAUGACCGUCUCGGGGCGCAUCUGAACGCGGACAGCAUGGUGAAAAUCAAAGCGCUCAUCCGGAAACCGGAGAGGGGCAUUCUAGACAGGCAGGGUGUGGAAGAGGUCUUUGGUGGGCUGGAACGCUUCACCAAGGGCAUUCCUCAGAAAGAAUUUGCUGCCUUGGCCAGCGGGGCUAAGAAACAUAAGCUAUAGAGCAGGGUGGGACCAAUGUGUUUCGAAUAGAGUGUAUUUUUUUGGUCUCUUUAAUAUCAUCCCUUGGAAUUUCCACCUUACUACGCUCUCUCGGCAGUGUCUGAAGCG